GCCUAUCGCCUGAAAGAAUCGAGUUAUAACGAUGUCAACAAAGAAUUGACAGAAGGGCACAUGCUGAUUUGCUUAGUUAUACGUACGUAAGACCAUCGUUUAAUGCUUGUUGAUGAAAACAAUAUUGGUUUCUUGUGUAAUAACGCUCUUUUUCCAAAAUGGAUUCAGAUGACGACUACAUUGUCCAACAGUUCAGCGAUGAAGGAGGCAUCGAUUCGAGCGAUGACGAUGAAAUGGUUAUGAAAGAAUUUUACAAGCAAUCAGAGUCUGGGGGAAAAAAGUCGUUGAAAGAUUUUCAGGCUGAAAUGAACAAGGAAUUGGAGCUUCGUGUGGCAACUUAUCUUGAGAAAGAAAAAAUUCAAGAUCCAACAAAAUUUGGGAGUGAUGUUAAAACAGAAAGCAAGUCAAGAGAUCACUACUUUGACACUGAUUCUGAAGAAGAUGUCGAAACAGAAGAUUCAACAGCUCAAGCACAAUCUAAUAUGGAAUUAUUUUAUGAUCCUCAAAUGGAUCUCAAAGAUGAAUCCUAUGUACAAAAGCAGCGAGACAUGUACAGAAAGAAAUUCAAGAAUCAGGCCAAGCCCAAACUUUUACCUAACAGUGAUGCGGUGUUGAACUGCCCUGCAUGUUUUACAACUUUAUGCCAUGACUGUCAGAGGCAUGAAACUAUCAAAACACAGUACAGGGCUAUGUUUACUUUUCAUUGUCAAGUAGACAUGAGUGAGGUGAUGAAAAUUCCUCUGCAGUCACAGAAAAACCGUUCCAAGAAGACGGCGUCAGAUGAACCUACUUUCAGUGGGUCUGAAGAUGUUUAUCAUCCGGUACGGUGUUCCACGUGCAACACACAUGUGGCUAUGUUUGAUAGUGAUGAAGUGUAUCAUUUUUUCAAUGUCGUUACGAGUCAUUGAAUAAAGUCCCGUCUGUUAUUAUUUUUGUCAGUGUGUUGUUAAACUUGUGUGUGCACUUAAAGUUAUUGUAAUAAGAAAAUCAAGAGUCUUCGAGGACAAAAAUUUUGUGUAAUCGCCACACAUCAAAAGGGGGAGGAGAGGAAGUCACAAUUUCUUUUCAUGUGAAAAGAAAAUAAAAUAACGGAAGGGUCAGUGGGCAACGGUUCACACACCCAAAAGUAAUAUUCCGCACUGUGCGAACAAAACAUGGGAUUUUUUUAACCAAAAAACUAAUUAAUGAUGUGAAACGCUGUAAAACGGGUGGGAAUCAAAUGAUUAAGAGGAAUAUUUAUUCAAAAUAAUUCCUGUGUGUCUGUGUUAUCCAAUCGACUCGGCUACCAUCAAACCCCUAUCCCAGAUCCCUAUCGAAUUCGAAAUUGGAAAAGAUUUGCACAAAA
Daphnia pulex (common water flea) is the source of this 1345-nucleotide messenger RNA. Its product is annotated as E2F-associated phosphoprotein-like. Gene Ontology annotation, biological process: positive regulation of cell population proliferation. The record is from RefSeq and is a predicted model, not a curated record. NCBI's taxonomy places the organism in Eukaryota, Metazoa, Arthropoda, Branchiopoda, Diplostraca, Daphniidae. The transcript has 3 exons. Bases 159 to 908 code for a protein of 249 amino acids. Gene Ontology annotation, cellular component: nucleus.